CAGACACUUUUUACUUUCGAUUUUGGAGUGGCCGCUCUUUUACCGUCUCUGCCUUUGUUUUCUUCAAAACAGUUCAAAAAUCAAAGCAGAAACAAUGAAUACGUUUCUUGCCGUCGCUCUGUUCUGCCUCCUGGGCGUCUCAUGGGCCAAAGAGUCUGAUCCAAAGGUCCAAGUGUACAGCCGCUCUCCAGGAGAGUUUGGGAAACCGAACACCCUCAUCUGUCAUGUGAGCGGCUUCCACCCACCAGAGAUCAGGAUUGAGCUGCUGAAGAAUAAUGUGGAGAUCCCCGGCAGCCAGCAAACUGACCUGGCCUUUGAGGAGAACUGGCACUACCACCUGACCAGACACGUGGCGUUCACUCCAAAGAAAGAAGAUAGGUUCUCCUGCAGAGUGACUCACAUGCAGAAAGCACCCAAGACAUACAUUUGGGAUCCAGAUAUGUAAUUUCUACCCUCCUCUGCGCUGCCGGUCUGCAAAGUCGCAAGGAAAUGAAGAAGAUUGGCAUUUUCUGCUUAUAAUUUUGUGUUUGCAUAAACCAGUGUGUAAGAUUUAGUGAUGAGGUUGCAGAUUACAACAAUUUGAAUAAUCCACCAAACCCAGAACUCCAGUCUUCCAAGUAUGUAGGGGAACCUGCAGUGUCCACGAAACUCACGAAAAAUGUGAAAGACCCUCUCUAGAGUCAGUGUUUGGGUUGUCUACUUUGGGCUACUGUGAAAACAUGAUGACCUGGAGGGUGACCCACCUGGUGAUUAUCCCAUAUUAGUGCGAAUAUAAGACAGGCUGGCUUAAAAGUAGGCCAAGUUAACCAGCAACUAAGUAACAGUAAUUUAAUGAGUGUUGUUGACAACUUGACUACUUUACUGUCUCUCGUCUGCUCCGCUGAGCUCCAUAUGUGUGUGGAGGAUCAGCUCCACCCACGUUGAAGCAAAGGAGAGGAACUCAGUGUGACCAGAACUAACAGCAAAAUGCAGCAAAAUGCAUUUUUCUGUUGUUUAUGGUCACGCUGAGUAUCUUUCCUCUCCUUUGUUUCACCGUGGGCGGGGCUGAGCACUCUGCAGAUGUAUGUAUGCUCAGCGGAGCAGACAGUGAGCCAGGUGAAGUGCUCGAGUUGACAACCACACUCAUUACAUUACAAUAAGUUCAGUAAAAGUUUUUCAAGCAAAUAAGAGUCAUUUAAUGCAAGUUGUAAGAGUUUUUUCCAAGAAUUGAGGAGUUGUUGACAACUCGGCUACUUUACUGUCUCUCGUCUGCUCCGCUGAGCUCCAUAUGUGUGUGGAGGAUCAGCUCCACCCACGUUGAAGCAAAGGAGAGGAACUCAGUGUGACCAGAACUGACAGCAAAAUGCAGCAAAAUGCAUUUUUCUGUUGUUUAUGGUCACGCUGAGUAUCUUUCCUCUCCUUUGUUUCACCGCGGGCGGGGCUGAGCACUCCGCAGAUGUAUGUAUGCUCAGCGGAGCAGACAGUGAGCCAGGUGAAGGGCUCGAGUUGACAACCACACUCAUUACAUUACAGUAAGUUCAAUAACAUUUUUCAAGCAAAUAAGAGUCAUUUAAUGCAAGUUGUAAGAAUUUUUUUCCAAGAAUUGAGGAGUUGUUGACAACUCGGCUACUUUACUGUCUCUCGUCUGCUCCGCUGAGCUCCAUAUGUGUGUGGAGGAUCAGCUCCACCCACGUUGAAGCAAAGGACAGGAACUCAGUGUGACCAGAACUGACAGCAAAAUGCAGCAAAAUGCAUUUUUCUGUUGUUUGUGGUCACGCUGAGUAUCUUUCCUCUCCUUUGUUUCACCGCGGGCGGGGCUGAGCACUCCGCAGAUGUAUGUAUGCUCAGCGGAGCAGACAGUGAGCCAGGUGAAGUGCUCGAGUUGACAACCACACUCAUUACAUUACAGUAAGUUCAAUAACAUUUUUCAAGCAAAUAAGAGUCAUUUAAUGCAAGUUGUAAGUCUUUUUCCAAAAAUUAGUCUUGUCUUAUAUUCGGGUCAAUACAGUACUGAUUAAAACAUUCUUAUGAAUAUUAUAUUCAAUUUCUGCCAAAUCUGUUCUGCUGAUUGCCACUAAAUCUUACACACUGUCAAACUUUGGCUAUAUUGCACUUAGUCUAUCAGCAUGUGUUUUUGUAAAUGGGGUUAAAGUUUCAUUAAAUAAUUGUUGAGCACAAGAAGAAUCCAAAUCUCACAACAAAGGGCCUUAUACGUCCAUUGCUGCAGUUGUAUUAUUGUGUCCAUCUAUGUACACGUCAGCUCAUAUCAUACAGAUUUAUAAAUGUGAAAUAAUUUGGGUUGGAAAAAAAAAAAAAAAUCUGCCCUCUGUUCUGCUAGUGAUGUCCUGUCAAAAGUUUAAAAGAUUAAUAUUUUGUAAUCUACAGCAACGCUGACAUAGCCACUUUCUAUCAGGCUUAUUUUAUAUCCAAGCUCAUGACACCCCACCCCCCCAACCAUGAUUACAUUAUGUUCCAACACCCUCUUUUAAUUUUUUUUUUUUCUUUUUGAAAAAGCUGUUGAUUUUAUGCGACAUUAUUUUGUACAUUUAUUCUCUGGCACUAGUGGCACUAUGUCCACUUGUUCUCUGGCUCAAAGCCAUGUGUUAUAUUUCUGUGUAAAAUGAAAUUAAAUGAAAAAACAAGCUUGCAAUCAACAUAUAAAACUGUUUUCUCUACUUAAAAUAAUCAGUAAAGUAAAAACAACAUGCAUGAACUAAAAAAAAGAAAGUUUUAAAUUAUGUGGAAUGUUAAAUUUUGGUGCCUGCCAGAUGAUGGAUGCUGGUCAUGGAUACCAGUUAGGUGAAAGUGGCUGCACACAAAAACAAAGUCGCUAAUUCAGUCACCGGCCACAUCAUUAGGCACACCUGUGAAAUCUUAUUCAAUCCAGUACAACAGCUCUGCCAUAUUUUCCACAUUCAUGAUUUCUUUUUUCCAUUUUCAGUUUUUGUUGACAUUGUCAGGAAAAUUAUCAUUUUGCUUUAUGUUGACUAAGGUCGUGCUAAGUGAUGGUGGUGUACUGGGUGCAAUCAUAUUGACUGGUGUUCCCAAUAUGUUGCCCCUCUCAUGUAAUGGGAUGGACAAAAUUUUAGGAACACCAGUCAAUAUAUUGCACCCUAGUACACCACCAUCACCCAGUAUACGACCUUAAUAAUAAACAUAAAGCAGCAUUAUGAUCUUUCUGACAAUGUCAACAAAAACUGAAAAUGAUAAGAUUCAUAAAUGUAGAAUUUAUGGCAGAGCUGUUGUAUUGGAUUGAAUUAGAUUGUGCAGGUGUACCUAAUGAAGUUGUCGUUGAGUGAACGUCACCAUGAUAAGCAGUCAUCUUUUGAUUCAAAUAGAUGUUUGUAGAAAGAAUAUUGCUUCACAGAGCUUGGAGAUCAUGAUUGAAAAGUGUUUUCAUUGUUUUGUUAGUGUGUGUAUAAUUCAUGAAAUAUGAUUAAUAUUCCAUUCAUCUAAAUUAAUAUGCAUAGUGCCUAAAAAACUUGAUACAUGCCUCUGUUGUUUCUGAAGAAUACAUGUCAGUUUGUCCAAUUUCUUUUACUCUUAAUUUAGAAAUAUAUUUGACAAUGUAUGUUUCUGGCUGUACUCAAUAAAGAGUUCUACUGGAUGACUCCCAGAA
Molecule: messenger RNA, 3598 nt
Organism: Scomber japonicus (chub mackerel)
Lineage: Eukaryota; Metazoa; Chordata; Actinopteri; Scombriformes; Scombridae
Product: beta-2-microglobulin-like
Exons: 4
Coding region: 95-445 (116 amino acids)
Biological process (GO): antigen processing and presentation of exogenous peptide antigen via MHC class II; immunoglobulin production involved in immunoglobulin-mediated immune response; positive regulation of T cell activation
Cellular component (GO): MHC class II protein complex
Molecular function (GO): MHC class II protein complex binding
Source: RefSeq, a predicted model, not a curated record